AUGAGAAACCAAACAUUUGUGACUGAAUUCAUCCUGCUUGGUCUCUCUAGCAGCCUGGAAGUCCGUCUCUUACUGUUGGGACUUUUUUCUGCAGUCUACACCAUCACCUUGAUGGGCAAUGCAACCAUACUGAUCCUCAUCUGGCUGGACCCCCGACUCCAUACCCCCAUGUAUUUCUUCUUGAGCCACCUUGCCUGUGUAGACAUCUGCUAUACAUCCAGCACAGUCCCUCAGAUGCUGGUCAAUCUUCACAGUCCAAGCAAACAUAUCUCUCUGGUUUCUUGUGCCAUACAGAUGUAUAUCUUCCUUGUCUUGGCCACAACCGAAUGUUUCCUUCUGGCAGUGAUGGCGUAUGAUAGAUAUGCAGCAAUAUGCCAUCCCCUGCACUAUGCAUUCCUCUUGAACAAGCGAGUGUCAAUGAAUCUGGCCACAGCAGCCUGGGCAAGUGGCUUCUCGUUGCCAGUGGUGCACCUGGUUCUCACCUGGCAAUUGCCAUUCUGUGGCUCCAAUAUCAUUGACCACUUUUUUUGUGAAAUGCCAGCAGUUCUGAAACUAGCAUGUGCUGAUACUCAAGGAGUUGAAAAGGUGACUUUGGUGGGAUGCAUUUUCACUCUGCUUACCCCUCUCACUUUCAUUGUGAUGACUUAUAUUCGCAUCCUGGCUUCUGUCUUGAAAAUCCGUUCUUCACAAGGUCAGCACAAAGCUUUCUCAACAUGUGCCUCCCAUAUGACUGUGGUGCUUCUUUUUUACGGCAGCGCCAUAUUUAUGUACAUGAGACCCAAGUCAAGUUACUCUCCAGGUCAGGACAAAACCAUAUCUUUGUUCUAUAGCAUCAUUAUUCCUAUGUUUAAUCCCAUGGUGUACAGUCUGAAGAAUAAAGAUGUGAAAGGGGCCUUGAUUAAAGUCCUUAGGAGAUAUAGGACUUCCUGA
This is a messenger RNA of Pogona vitticeps (central bearded dragon), 930 nucleotides long. RefSeq names its product olfactory receptor 2A5-like. Gene Ontology annotation, molecular function: olfactory receptor activity; G protein-coupled receptor activity. Gene Ontology annotation, cellular component: membrane. Gene Ontology annotation, biological process: G protein-coupled receptor signaling pathway. The record is from RefSeq and is a predicted model, not a curated record. NCBI's taxonomy places the organism in Eukaryota, Metazoa, Chordata, Lepidosauria, Squamata, Agamidae.